This is a messenger RNA of Lathyrus oleraceus (garden pea), 570 nucleotides long. RefSeq lists its product as uncharacterized. Bases 1 to 570 code for a protein of 189 amino acids. The transcript has a single exon. NCBI's taxonomy places the organism in Eukaryota, Viridiplantae, Streptophyta, Magnoliopsida, Fabales, Fabaceae. The record is from RefSeq and is a predicted model, not a curated record.
AUGACUGAGAAAUAUGAUAUGGCAUUGCUCCAAACAAUACCAAUAAAGCUGAAGGAUCAAGGUAAGUUUACCAUCUCUUGCAUUAUUGGUGGGGUAGAUUUCCCACAUGCUCUAUGUGAUUUAGGGUUGAGUAUCAAUUUAAUUCCUCUUAAUAAGGUGAAAGAAUUAAAUUUGACAGAGAUUAUACCUAGUAAUAUAACUCACACCUUAGCUGAUUUAUCUGUUACCCAUUCUUAUGGUGUUUUACAAGAUGUGUUAGCACAUGUCGAUGGUCUAUUUUUUCCUGUAUAUUUUGUGGUAGUAGAUAUGAAGGGAGACACGGGCAGUUCAGUUAUUAUCGGAUGCCCAUUAUUGGCGACCGGGAAAGCAUUAAUAUAUUUGAAAAUAGGCGGACAUAGCUUGAAGUUUAAUAAUGAAAAAAUGGUGUUUAAUGCUUAUGAAUGGACACCAUAUGCAGAUGACCUGGAAACAUGCUACCAGAUUGAAAACAAAGCUAUCAAGGACGACAAAGGAAGGAAUAAAGGACAAUUAUCCAGCGUGAGUGUAUCCCUUGCGCCUAAUGUGCCUUAG